AUGGUAUCUGGUGUUUCGACCGAGGUGAGACAAAGUGCCAUGGAUGCGUUUGUCACCUUGGCUUCUCAUCUGCGGCCUGGAGACUGUGGGGAUCAGGUCUUGAUGCCUGUGAUCUCUCUGUCGCAAAGCAACGAUGAUGAGGAUGCACGGAGCAUGGCGGUGCAAUUACUUGGUCAUUUGGCAGAGGCCCUGGGCCCCGAUCUCUGCAAGCAGUUCGUGGGUGUUCAGUUGGAGGCCUUUUGUGAGGAUCAUGACGUGGACUUCACGCGAACCCCCAACCUGCCAAAGAAUCAGGUGGCUUCUGAGUUGGGCCAUGCUCUACGACUCCGAGGCUAUUGCACCGUGAAGCUGGGCUCUUCCAAGGAGCAGUUGGACAGCUUGACUUCAGCAGCCAAAGAUCUCCAGCAACGUGGUGAGCUGCAGCCGCCACCAGAAGAGCUGCUGGACAGCUUUCUGGGUCCCAACGGCACGGGUGCCUUCGCUCCAUUGGCAAAAUCUGAAGCCCCAGAGUCUUUAGUGACCACAAGCAGCAGGAUGCAGGAUUUUGCCAAAACGGCACUUGCAGCCUGCGAAGUGGGCUCAGUGACCGGCAUUGUGACUGAGGACUACUUGGUUCAAGGCGGUGGCUGUGAGGGUGAGAUCGACCUCACUGAAGCCGAUUGCAGUGACUGGAUCCGGACCUUGUCGCGGGCCAGGAUGAUGAUGAUCUACUUCUUCGGCAAGGGCCAAGGAGUUCUGGAGAUCAUGCCUUUUAGUGAGGAGGAGAUGGAGUCCAUUGAGUUCGUCACGGAGUCUGACAUCUUGGUCAUGCUGCAGCCGGAGAUCUCCUUGCACAAACAUGUUUCCACCCGCGGCAUGUUUGCAGUUGUGUCCUGGGUCUUGGAUGAAGGACCUUCGACCACACGGGGCUGGAGCGGUGGUAUCUCACGCACCUUUGGCGCGGUGAACCCUGCCGUGAAGGAGUUGCAGGAAUGGUCUCAGGAUCGCAUAGAAGAGCUGGCAGCCUUGCAUGCUGCACAGCAGUUGGAGGCUUUAGAGGCGCCACUGCCACGGGACUGGGAGCGCAUGGUGCGACACAGCUAUUUUUCUGGAGAGCACCUGCCCAUUGCAGUUCGUGGACAAGCUGGUCACCACGCCACCAGCAGCGAUAGCCACAAUUGGUGGAGCGCUACAGCUACUGGCACUGACAUGGUGAUGGAUGUGCCAUUCACCCGAUGGGAACAUGGUGAUAUCUAUGACCCAGAUCCAAACUGUUGGAUGGAGUCGCAGAUCUAUUUUGGACCCGGGUGUCUGAUCAAAACCAGUGUCAAGCACGUGCAAUUCAUCGAAGGUGUUGAACUCUUUGACAACAAAUUCUUCGGUCUCUCCAAUAUGGAGGCCUCAGGUAUGGACCCACAACAGCGCCAUGUGUUGGAAACGAGUUACGAGGCACUCUUCAAUGCAGGCUACCGGAAGAACUCCUUGAUGCGACAGUACAUUGCCGUUUUCACGGGGGGCACCAACCCAGAGUUCGUGUACGUUCCCAAAGAGGUGGGUGCCUGCAGUGGCACUGGGGCCUCAACUGCCAUUACUUCCAAUCGCGUCUCAUUCUUAUUGGGCAUCAUGGGUCCCAGUACCACCAUCGAUUGCGACCUUAGCUCCAGUGCCAUGGCUCUGAUCAUGGGAAACUCUGCAGUUUCCAAUCAGAACCCUCGGCGCAACAAGACCGGUGGUACCAGCUCGGCAGCCGUUUGCAGCGGGGUCUACUUCAUCCUAUCGCCCCUGCUUUGGCCGCGCUGGAAUGCCUUCAUGAACCCAGCAGGGCGAUGCUUGAGCUUCGACGCCCAAGCUGCUGGCUACGUCCUGGGCGAAUGCAGUAUCUCGGUGGUGCUGAAACCCUAUGCGGAGAAGGUCGAGAAUGAGUUGGUUGUACCUCAAGAGCCACUCAUUGGGAGCAUGGUUGGUUGGCAUGCGGUGAACAAUGGUCGCAAUGCAAGCUUGUCGGCUCCCUGCGGGCCGGCUGAGCAGGAGGUCAUUACGGAGUCCUUUCGCAUGGCCAAUUUGAAUCCGUUGGACCUGGACGCCAUGGAGUGCCACGCGGAGGGCGCCAAGUUGGCGGAUUCCGUGGAGCUCAGCGCCGCGCUGAGCGUCUUGCGGAAGGUCCCCGGUGGCGAGCAGGAGAUGUUGAUCUUCGGGUCCUGCAAGACCAACACUGGAAUCCAGCGCGAGGCUUGCUUUAUGUCUGCUUUCCUGAAGGUGCUGUUGAACAUCAGCUAUGGCAACAAUGCGCCAAACGUUCACUUAAAACAGCUGAAUCCCUACUUCGAGCCUGGUGAUGCUGCCCACUGCAUCAACACGGAGUCAAUGCCAUAUGGCGACUGCCGCGCUUUCCAUGGAGCUGGCGCAAGAGGAUGGGGUGGCACCAGCAUCAACCUCGUGUGCUGGGGAGCUGCGAAAAGCGCCCAGCCCAAGGGGAAAUCCAUGAGGCAAUCCUUUGCCUAUUGGCCCAGAGGCGGAGAGAUGGACAAGAGCUACUAUUUGCUGGGCUCUUGGAACAAAUGGAAACCAGAAGCCAUGACACGCAAUGAGAAUGGCAGCCACACUACGGUAGUGACGCUUGGUCCCGAUGGCUUCGAAAGUUUGCUGGUGAGUUUGGAUCAAGAUUGCCAAGAGGUGUUGCACCCCGAGCGGCCGAAUGCCACCAGCGGCAGCCGCGCGUUUGGUCCGAAUCCAUUGUUUCUGGUGCAACAGAACCACCUCAGCUGGGUCAUUGAUGGCCGUGUUUGUCCUCCAACUGGAGCUGCACUGGCACGAGCCAGGGAUGCUGGUGAUCCGGGAGACAAGUACCUGAUCAAGCUUUGGAAAGGCCAUUUGGGAGUAGCUGUGACCUGGGAACGUGGCUGUGGUUAA
Messenger RNA from Cladocopium goreaui, 2889 nucleotides. Lineage: Eukaryota; Dinophyceae; Suessiales; Symbiodiniaceae. The record is from the annotation of a GenBank genome assembly.